Molecule: messenger RNA, 3187 nt
Organism: Acanthaster planci (crown-of-thorns starfish)
Lineage: Eukaryota; Metazoa; Echinodermata; Asteroidea; Valvatida; Acanthasteridae
Gene: wdr47
Product: WD repeat domain 47
Molecular function (GO): protein binding
Source: RefSeq, a predicted model, not a curated record
CAGUAAUGUUAGAUAGUGCACAAUAUAACUAUUUUCCUCGCUUGCAAGGGUAAGAUCGGACAUUUAAUUUGACCUUUGACCGCAUUUACGAUCUGGUUGUCAUCGGAUCGGUCAUUCGCGAUGUGAUAAUGGCGGCGCCCUAAAUGAACUUCUUUGCUGCAAGAAACACUGGAAAUUACAGGUUUUGACAACAGAAAUCAAGAGGAUUGUUGGAAAAUAUGUGUUCUGCUAUUGCAGCUUGUUAACAUAUGUGCCGGUGCCAGCCAUUAGGUGUGGACUAAAAUAUCUGCAAUCAUGCCUUCUUCAGUGAAAGUUAUUGUGAAAGAACCUGAUGUUCUAAAGCUUGUAUUGGACUUCUUAAGUUCCAGAGAGCUUUACAUGUCGAUGAGAUCACUGGAACGUGAAAGUGGGGUUGUUAAUGGAUUGUUUUCAGAUGAUGCACUCUUCCUGAGGAACCUUAUUCUUGAUGGACAGUGGGAUGAUGUUUUGGAAUUCAUUCAACCCCUAGAGAGCAUCGAGAGUUUUGAUAUUAAGAGUUUCCGUUUUCUGGUUUUGAAGCACAAAUUCCUGGAAAUGCUGUGCAUGAAAGAUGAAGAUCUACAACAUCUUCAAAUGGAGUUUUCCAUCGAUGAGGUAGUUUCAUGCCUGAAUGAACUUGAGCCUUACUGCCCUACUAAGGAAGACUACAGCAAUUUGUGUUUACUGCUGACCUUGCCACGGUUGACUGAUCAUGCUGCCUAUAAGAACUGGAGCCCUAGCAAUGCUCGUGUCCAGUGUUUCCAAGAUGUCUACCCACUGGUAGCAAGAUUCCUCCCAGCUGAUAAGAACUUAGAGAGCAGUGAUCAUACUGCUAGCAAAGAUCGCCUCAUUCAGCUUCUCAUCAAAGGUUUGGUGUUUGAAUCCUGCGUAGAUUUCUGUCAACAGAGGGCCACAGCCAAGGACGUCCAGUAUUCUACCCUCCAAGGGAUGCUGACGGGCUCUGAUGCUGAUGAUGCUGAUCUGAGUUUAUUGUCAUGGUUACAGAGUAUUCCUCCAGCAACCUUCAGCUGCCCCUUUGAGCAGAAGUCACUAGAAGUUGCCGUUGAGCGGAUAAGCAAACCAAGUGCAUCAUGGUCCGAGCAAAUUAUGACACCUAUGACUCCCACACCAAGCAGCAAACAGCGAGGAUAUCCUUCCCCAUCACCUACAACACCUAUCUUGUAUCGCAACAGACCUUGGUCGGCAGGCUCAUCCAGAGGCUUGUCCCAGUCAUUGACUCCAACCUUGGAGGCGGUACUCCUCAGCCAGGGGAAGAAGAAAGAAGACAGCCCUGGUCAAGAGGUUAAUAUGAUGUCACGGUCCAUGGGCAAUGUGCACUUGUCAGGGGGAAUGCCGGCUACAAUGAAUACAUCCACAUUGGCACCUGUUGCAGAAGAUGUAGAGAGACCACCAAGCCAAUCGAUGAUACUAAAGAGCCCACAGAAGACAGGGAACAAGACUUUACCAACCACUCAGCCGGUGACACAACUUUCUCAAAACCCUGGGAGCUCAAAUGCUGAUGCCUAUGCUGAAUUUCUUGCCUCCAAGAAAUUGUUCCAACAGGAUCUGGAGCGACAAGAAAAACACCGACAGCAGCUGCAGGAGCUUUUACAGAGUGAGGGCGCUGCAGGAGAUGCCCCACGCUUACAUCGUAACAUGGGCAGUGGAGAUAGCCUGUCUUCUCAGUCCAAAUUUUCUCCUGAUGCUGUUUCCAUGAAUGACAAAGGCAGUCAGGCCACACCUGUGUUUCUCUCCUUCCAUAAGCCACAUCACCCAGCCAACGUUCACUCUAGCACACCCAAGACCAAUCGUUUUGACCCCACGGUAACACCUGAUCCUGGAGCCUCCCCUGUCUUGGCUAAACACACGGUCCCGCAUUCUUAUACAUACAACUCUCGGCAUGAUUCUACAGAAGAAGGCACAUCUAUCGAUCCUGUUCACAGACUUGAAGCUUCUCUAGGGGAGGUGUUAGCACCAGGAGGAAAUCUAAUGAAUGUCACGUAUCUUAGCCCAAGCCUCAGCCACCUAAAAGAGAAUAGUGAUGCUACCUCAGAGCAUGGAAUGGAAAACAGACUCCCAGUUCAGGAGGCUGAAAGCAAUCGCCCAAAAUUAUUGAAGGAGAAGAUUACUGGAAGUUCAAGCAGAAUGCUCAGGGAUUCAGACAGAAAAGCCCCACGCUAUGUCGCUGUUACUACCCUUGAGGAUGUGCAGGCAAUACGAGCUGUGACCUUUGACCCAACCGGCUCAUUGUACGCUGUUGGAGCUAAUUCCAAGACCCUUCGCAUAUGCUCCUACCCUGAUGUAUCGCAUGUCACUGAAGAUGAAACCAAGCAACCUACAGUGUUGUUCAAACGCACCAGGCAUCACAAAGGAUCCAUCUAUUGUGUUGGUUGGAGCCCCUCUGGAAAUCUAAUAGCAACAGGUUCCAAUGAUAAGUUUAUCAAGCUACUGCGGUUCGACCCACAGAAGUGUAAUGCAGAUGGACCUGAUAUUGACAUGACAAUGCAUGAUGGCACAGUGCGGGAUUUAGUCUUUCAACCAGAGAGCAGUCAUGGAACUGUGUUGGUCAGUGGUGGUGCUGGUGACUGUAGCAUCUUUGUUACCGAUUGUAAUCAAGCACAAACUAUUCAUGCAAUGGCUGGGCACUCAGGUCAUGUGUUAUCACUGUACUGCUGGGGAGCUCACAUGCUAGUGUCCGGAUCUCAGGAUAAUACUGUACGUCUGUGGGAUCUACGGACUCCACGCUGUGUUCAAGUCAUUGGCACUCCAGGCUCGGACUCAGGCCAAGGCACAGCUGCAGCGACUGUUUGCGUUGAUCCAUCAGGCAGAUUACUUGCCUCAGGUCAUGAGGAUAGUUCCUGUUUGUUAUAUGACAUCCAUGGUGGUCGCAUUGUGCAGACUUACAAGAAACACAAGGGAGAGGUACGAUCAUUGAGGUUCUCUCCCAAGGCAUUGUACUUGAUGUCUGGAUCCUAUGAUGGCACAGUGCUUAUCAGUGAUUUACAAGGAGACCUUACUAAAACUUUGCCGAGUACUUUAGGAGCUAAGCAUAAUGACAAGGUGAUUCAGUGUCGCUGGCAUCCAACUGAUUUCACCUUCCUGAGCUCAAGUGCGGAUCGUACUGUCACCCUGUGGGCACCUCUUCAUCAGUAGGUUUGUUAGUAAAAAA